UCCGCGUUGGCCUGGACGUGGCAUCUGAGAAGACUGCGGGGAAAGCUGCACCCACUCUUUCUGGCCGGUUACAAUAAACAGCUUAAAAGACCGACAGUGCUUAGUAGUUAGCUUUCUGGUUCUGUUUUCUAUUUUAUUAUCGCAAAAAGGAUCUGUUUCAGAACAUGGGGCUAACAAUAUCGUCGCUUUUUUCCAGGCUUUUCGGCAAAAAACAGAUGAGGAUACUUAUGGUUGGUUUGGAUGCUGCUGGAAAGACCACUAUUCUCUACAAACUGAAGCUGGGAGAGAUUGUAACCACUAUUCCAACCAUCGGUUUUAACGUGGAGACUGUUGAGUACAAGAACAUUUGCUUUACUGUGUGGGAUGUUGGCGGCCAGGACAAGAUCCGCCCCCUCUGGAGGCACUACUUCCAGAAUACACAGGGCCUUAUCUUUGUCGUGGACAGCAAUGACAGAGAGAGAGUAGCAGAGUCAGCAGAGGAGCUGUCUAAAAUGCUGCAAGAGGAUGAGUUGAGGGAGGCCGUGUUGCUGGUGUUUGCUAACAAACAGGACUUGCCAAAUGCUAUGGCAGUGAGCGACCUCACAGACAAGUUGGGCCUGCAGAGCUUGCGCAGCCGAGUUUGGCACGUCCAGGCUACUUGUGCUACCCAGGGCACUGGGUUAUAUGAGGGACUGGACUGGCUGUCCAACGAGCUGUCAAAACGCUGAAGAGUGGAGGAAUCGCAGGACCAGAGCGAAUGGGAGAUGUGAUUAUGCGCAGAGCGAGCAAACGAGAGAACAGUAGGAGCGCUGGCUGAACAAUUCAUCAGUGGAAAAAAACAGCAACUUUUUAAAUUAUCAGUGUGUCUGUCUGGUAGAACUUGCAGUUUAUGGACUUUGCGAUCAGUUCCUGUUCUGAAACCUUUUCAUCAUUCUCCCCUUUUAUUCUCUAUAUUGUUAUUCCUGCAGAUAUUUCUUAGACUGUUUAUAUCUUUCUUUAUGCCACCCACCUUCCUCAACAGUAAAUUUAUUUUAAAUUGCAUGUUUUUAAAAAAACAUAACAAAAAAAAUUGAAUCACCUGAUGGUUGUGUGCAGUUGACAGUCGUGGAAUGAGAGGGUGGGCCACUGGGUUUGGUUGGGUGGGGGCAUAUUUGGAGAAGUGUGUAUGGGAGAGCAGAGGCCUGGCUUUGGGUGCCAGAGUAUUCUACCCUCUCCUGACUGAGUCAUUCCAGAGAGCUGAACCUGAAGGUCAGUUCACUUCCUCUACAAUGUGAAGAGUACGGACCUUCAGUCAUUUCAAGGGCCAUUAUGAUGCAAUAAACUUUUUUUUUUUCUUUUUCUCAA
Esox lucius (northern pike) is the source of this 1323-nucleotide messenger RNA. Its product is annotated as ADP-ribosylation factor 4. Gene Ontology annotation, molecular function: GTP binding; GTPase activity. The record is from RefSeq and is a predicted model, not a curated record. Gene Ontology annotation, cellular component: plasma membrane; cytoplasm. NCBI's taxonomy places the organism in Eukaryota, Metazoa, Chordata, Actinopteri, Esociformes, Esocidae. The coding region runs from base 165 to 707 and encodes 180 amino acids. Gene Ontology annotation, biological process: vesicle-mediated transport; intracellular protein transport. The transcript has 6 exons.